Molecule: messenger RNA, 26818 nt
Organism: Cololabis saira (Pacific saury)
Lineage: Eukaryota; Metazoa; Chordata; Actinopteri; Beloniformes; Belonidae
Gene: syne1b
Product: spectrin repeat containing, nuclear envelope 1b
Exons: 142
Coding region: 167-26017 (8616 amino acids)
Cellular component (GO): membrane
Molecular function (GO): protein binding
Source: RefSeq, a predicted model, not a curated record
UGACAUCGCAGAUGGGCGACCGUCCAUCGUCCUCGGGUUGAUCUGGACCAUCAUCCUCUACUUUCAGAUCGAGGAGUUGACCAGCAACCUCCCGGCGCUGCAGGCGCUCUCCAACAGCAACUCCUCGCUAGAGAGUCUGGCCAACUCUGAGACAGGAAGCCCCCCCAUGAAGAGGAAGGUGGUGAAGAAGUUUCAGGGCAACGCCAAGAAGGCUUUGCUCCGAUGGGUCCAGUUCACCGCCGCCAAGCAUCAUGGGAUUGAAGUGAGGGACUUCGGUUCCAGCUGGCGCGACGGCGUGGCCUUCCAGUCGGUGGUUCACGCCAUCAGACCGGACCUGGUGGACAUGGAGGCGGUGUGGAAGAGGAGCAACAGGGAGAACCUGGAGGAGGCCUUCGCGCUGGCGGAGAACGAGCUGGGCAUCCCCCGCCUGCUGGACCCCGAAGAUGUGGACGUGGACAAGCCGGAUGAGAAAUCCAUCAUGACGUACGUGGCUCAGUUCCUCAAGCAUUACCCGAACCCCCACCACUCCGAGGCCGACGGGCAGCAGGAUGAGUUUGGCCCCCAAGAUAUAGAGCAGAUGCUUGAGAGAGAGGAGAGGAAGAUGCUGCGGGAGCUCAAGGUGUUUCUGGACCAGCUGGAGAGGGACGUGCUGCGAGCCCAGGGCGCCGAGGGAAACCUGUCAGACAAGUAUCAGGGGUUCAAAACCUUCAACGUCCAGUACGAGAUGAAGAAGAAGCAGACGGACCCUCUGCUGCAGCCGGUCCACAAGGACGGGAAGCUGUCGGUGGACCAGGCUCUGGUCAAACAGGCCUGGGACCACGUCUCUGCCCGGCUGCUGGACUGGCACAUCCACUUGGACAAGUCUCUGCCCGGUCCUCUGGGGAUGAUCGGAGCCUGGCUCCACAGGGCGGAGAUGGCCCUCAGGGAGGACAUCCCUCUGCAGCACGCACACGAGGAGACGGCCAACGUCCUGCACAGGAAACUGCAGCAGCACAAGGAGAUAUUAAAGAACCUGGAAUCGCACCGACAGACCUUCCAGCAGAUCCACAAGGACAGAUCCGUUAACGGGGUACCGGUGCCGCCCGAGCAGCUCCAGGACAUGGCUGAACGGUUCAACUUUGUGUCCACGUCGUCUUACGGACACUUGAUAAAACUGGAAUUCUGGGAAAUGAAGUACCGACUGAUGGCGUUUCUGGUUCUGGCCGAGUCGAAGCUGAAGUCGUGGAUCAUAAAGUACGGCAGACGGGACUCGGUGGAGCUCCUGCUGCAAGGCUACAUCACUUUCACCGAAGGCCACCGAUUCUUUGAGCAGUACGAGAUCAUCUUCACAGCCCUCAAGCAAGCUGCAGAGGUUUAUCUCAAGUCCGACAGCUCAAGGUCUAAGACCUGUAGCAAAGUCGAUGAAGCCGAGGGGGUGAGUAAGUUCCUCCACGACACGACGGCUCAGUGGAAGAACCUGGCGUUGGAGGUGCGCAGCGUCCGCAGCAUGCUGGAGGAGGUGAUCUGCAACUGGGAGAAGUACAGCGGCACGGUGGCGGCGCUGCAGGCCUGGCUGGAGGACGCCGAGCAGAUGCUCAACCAGUCGGAGGCCGCCAAGCGCGAUUUCUUCCGGAACCUCUCUCACUGGAUCCAGCAGCACAUGGACAUGAACGACGCCGGGAAUUUUCUCAUCGAGACGUGCGACGAAACCGUCUCCCGGGACCUGAAGCAGCAGCUUCUGCUGCUGAACGGGAGGUGGAGAGAGCUGUUUGUCAAAGUCAAACACUAUGCAAGAGCAGACGAGGUGGAUAAACUGAGGCAGGACUACCAGGAUGGGAUUAACACCUUGAAGAUAUUCAUGGAUGCAACUAACGAGAAGAUGACUGCUCCGGUCCAGGUGUCGUUCCUCAACGUCAGAGCCUUCGCUCAGGACGUGGAGGAAAUUAAGCACAAAUUUCCAGCGAUGGAAGCGGCCUGCAAGGCGGCAAGCCGCACGGCCCAGCUGCUGAACAAAGACACGCCACAGGAGGAAAUUUCACAAAUGAUGUCGGUGAUGGCGUCCAUCAAAGAGCAGCUGAGUAAGGUGAGGGAGAGGUGUUUGCCUCUGCUGAGGGAGUCCCAGUCCCUCCUGCCUCCACUGGAGGAAAUGGAGAAGAACAUAACAGGCUUCUACCAGGCCCUGGAGAAGGCCAGCCACAUCACCAGCAGCACCGACUCCGACGGGCCAACAGACUUCAAACAGAAGUGCCAGGAGCUGGCGACCUUCACCCACAGCUGCAAGAAGUGCCUGACAGUAAUUGAGCGGAACCACCAGAGCAUCCAGAAGAUAAUGAACAGCAGUAAAACGCUGCAGCACAUGGACAUGGGCCUCCUGCAGAAGAGAGUAGCAGACCUGCAGACCUCCUCACAGGGCAUGAUUAAGGAGUCCACGGAGUGGCGGAAGCACGUGGAGGCGAACAGCAGCCUCAUGAAGCGCUUCGAUGAGUCACGCCUGGAGCUGGAGAAGGUUCUUAAAAUGGCUCAGAGCUGUCUGAUGGAGAGAGGCAACCCGGAGGAGCUGCUGAAGAAGCACACGGAAUUCUUCGGGCAGCUCGACCAGCGGGUCCUGAACGCAUUCCUGAAGGCCUGCGAUGAGCUGACGGAUAUUCUGCCCGAGCAGGAGCAGCAGUCGCUGCAGGAGACCGUCAGGAAGCUGCACAAACACUGGAAGGACGUACAGACGGACGCCCCGUUUCACCUGCUGCACCUGAAGGUGGAGGUGGAGAGGAGCAAGCUGACGGCCGCCCUGCAGGAGUGCCAGGCCGAGGUGACCAGGGAGAACCGGCACCUGGCCGGCAUCGGCAGCGAGCGGCUCGUCAGGGAGCACCGGGCUUUCUUCCGGGAGAAGGGCCCUCAGUCCCUGUGUGAGAAGAGGCUGCAGAUGAUAGAAGAGCACUGCCAGAAACUGCCCGAGGGCGACCCGGCGCUCCGGACCCUCGACGCCGCCAGGAAGGAGUUUGCUGAUGUCCAGGAGGAGAUCGAGGGAACGCACCAGAAGCUCAUGCAGCACCCCGACAAGUGGAAGGAGUACAACAAAAGGUACGCCGAACUUUCCUGCUGGCUGAUAUCGAAGGAGAGCCAGCUGAGGCUGCUGAGAACCCGGGCCAGCGACCCCAGGAAGUACGGCCAGGUGAAGUCCACCAUCACGGAGCUGAGGAACGAUGCAGAGCUGCAGGAGGGGAACCUGGGCUGGCUGAAAGCUCGUAUGGCCACGCUGAUGGAGAUCUGCUCCGACAGCGAUGCCCAGCGGCACGGCAGUGCGCUGAGAAAGCUCUCCUCCGAUUUCAAAGGUCUCCUGGCUUCGCUCUCAGAGGGGGAGAAGAUGGUGCUGGCCGUGGGCGACUGUGUCCAGUUCAGGGAGGAAGUCCAAACCACUCUGGACGACCUGGUUCUGGGGCAGAAAGAGGCCCAGGCUGAGGUCACCAGAAUCCUGGACUGUCCAACUCCCAGAGAGGCCCAGCAAAUGCUUCUCGUUCACCAGCAACAUCUGAAGAGGCUGAAGCUGAAGAGGAAGGACGUCCAGCAGCUGAUCACCAGAGGGCAGCAGCUCCAGGCCGAGGAGGGGCUGGGGGAGACUCUGCAGCAGGAUCUGCAGAGUCUGGAGAACACAGUCAGCAAGAUGGAGCAGAGCAUGGACUCGCAGGAGCAGAGUCUGGAGGUCACACUGGCGGCCUGGCAGGAGUACGACAGCCAGCAGGCAGCCGUCCACGAGUUCGUGCACAAGGCGACGUCCGUGAUGGAGAGAGACCUGAACUUCAGCAGCCCGGAGAGUCUGGCGGUGGAACUGGACCUGGGGAGAAUGCUGCUGAAGCAGUGUGAGGCAGAAGUCUUGCACAUGAACACGUUGUUGAAGAGAGCGACAGAAAUCCAGCUCGGCCCUAAAAACAAGAGUCUGCUUCUGCAACAAGCCCGGUCCCUCAGCGAGCAGGUGGACACGGUGGAAGACGGCCUCAAACAAGACGUCAAGACUUUGGGAGAGAUGAAGGAUCAGUGGGAUCGAUUUGGAGCUGGAUUUGAAACCUUUUCCUUGUGGAUAUCAGAGAAGGAGAAGCAGCUGGACGCCAUGAAAUGCUCCGCUCUGCCCCUCGAGGAGCAGAUCACAAAAGUCAAGGCUGUUGUGUCAGAGGUUCAGGACCGCGCCGAGGUUCUGUCUCAGCUGGAGUCGGACUCCCAGACGCUGGCCCAGUUCGUCUCCUCGGGGGAGGCGGCUCGCAUCAAGGCCCGUCUGACCCAGAUCGGCAGGUACUGGGAGGAGCUGAAGGAGAACGUGCAGCAGCUGGACGGGCAGCUGGAGGAAAGCUCUUCCCACCAGCAGAAGUUCAGGACGAGCCUGGAGGAGGCUCAAGCAUCUCUGAGGGAGCUUCACGCAAAACUGGAGGAUCCCGUCAAAUCCUGCACCUCCUCAUCCGAGACCUACAAAGCUCUUCAAAUCCACACGGACGUCUGUCAGAGUCUGGAGCAGCUGAGGGGAACCUUGCUGACGCUGUCGGCCGGCGCCCGGCGACUCAGCGACAAGGAGCAAGCGGCGAGGACGGUGGCGGAGCUGAACGGCAGCUACGAACGCACCAUGCAGGAGGCCAAGGACAAGCAGGGACACAUGGAGAACCUGCUGUCUCUGUGGCAGAAGUAUGAAAAACAGCUGUCCAACUUUGCUUCCUGCCUGGAGAGAAGCGAAGCUGCAUCCAAACCCGAGAGUCAGUGGCUCCCGGCUGAUAAAGCCAAACUACGCGCCGAGACGCAGGACUUACAGGCCCUGCAGCCGGAGGUCCAGUCCCUGGAGAAGGCUCUUUCAGACCUGGUGUCUCUGGGAACGUCGCUGCAUCCCACUGCCCCCGAGGAGAGAGUGGCUCAGCUGCAGGAGGAGCUCCACGGCCUUCAUGACAGACUCCUCCUCCAACUGGAACUCCUCCCACAAAGAAUUGAAGCGCUGCAGCAGCACCUUUCUCUGGUGGAGCAGUUCGACCAGGCUCUUCUCAAGUUCUCCCAGUGGAGCGAGGGCGUCCUCGCAAACAUGCACUCGGCUUCCCAGAUCCAGAUAAGCGACCUGCAGUCCACAGCUGGACAAGUAAAGGAAACCCAGCUGGCCCUGCAGAAGCAGUCCAGCGUGAAACAGAGCUUGGAGCAUCAGACGGAGAAGCUCUGUCGCUUCUGCGAGCCCGGCGACGCGCAGCUCCUCCGCAACCGGGCGGACAGCUGCCUGCAGCCGUACGUGGAGGCGCGGCGCAUGGCCGAGCUGCAGCUGGAGUGCCUGGAGCGGCUGGAGAACUUCCUGCAGAGCCACGCGGCGGCUGGCGGCGUGCUGCGGGGCCUGAGGCAGACGGUGGAGAGCGCCGGCAGCUGGGACCGCGGGAGGGUGGAGGAGCUGCAGCAGGAGCUGGCCGCCGUCGUGCCGGACAUAAACCAGCUGGAGAGCUUAGCCAUCAGCCUGGACAGCGGCCUCUGCAAGGGCCACCUCCACAUCGGCGGAGAGGAGGGUUCCCUCAAGUCGUGCCGCACGCUGGCCGAUUCGCUCAGCGCCGAGCUGGACGCCGUCAGGAACCUGCUGGGCACCAAGCAGAGCGAGGCGGAGGCCCUGGGAGCUCUGUGGAGCUCCUUCCGGCAGCGCAAGGAGCAGCUGCUCAAGGCGGUGGAGGACAUCGAGGAGAAGGCCGACCACCAGACCUUGAAGGAGCCCAGCCUGCACGCGCUGCAGCUCCGACUUCGGUUUUUCAACCAGCUGGAGGACGAGCUGCAGUCGCACCAGCACGAGGAGCAGUGGCUGCGGGACAAGGGGAAGCAGCUGGCGCAGCGCGACGCCGAGCUGGCCGGGGAGGUGCUGCGGGAGAUCGGCCUGCUGGAGGACACGUGGGACGACACCAAAAGGCUCAUCACAGAAAGACAGGAACAGUGUCACGGCCUCGCCGAGCUCAUGAAGGAGUACCAGGUCCUGAAAACAGCCAUCGGUGGAGUUAUUGACAGCGCCGAACCUCUGGUGGACAUCAGCUCUGUCCUCAAGGACCACGAGGAGACCAAGAAGUCCCUGACCAAGCACGAGGUGGUGAAGGCGGAGAUGAGCGGCAGGCAGCGGGAACUGGACCAGUUUUCUGGUAAAGGGAAGAUGCUGGUGGUGGACCUGAAGAAGAUCCCCGAGUGCGACGGUCAGGUGAUCAAAAAAGACUUGGAGACAAUCGUCGAUCAGUGGCUGGAUAUGUCGGAGCGGGUGGACGGCAACAUCGAGCGGCUCAGCCGCAGUCUGGGAGUGUGGGAAGACGUGCGGAAGAUAAGCCAGGACGUUGAGAGCUGGACGAGCGGCUGCGUGAUCGAACUACAUGAAAACCUGAGCAACUUCAACGACAGCCAGAAGGUGUCGGCAAGACUGGCCGUCUUACAGGCAGAAAUAAGCGAGAAGGAGGAGAAACUUGAAACCCUGCAAAGCAAAGUGUCAGAGCUGAAGAAGUGCAGUGGAAGUCUGGAGACGCCGGCUAAAUUACAGGUGCUGGAGAACGACCUCCGGAAGAAGAUCUGCACCGUCAGAAAGCUUCACGAUCAGGCCAGAGGAAACCUGGCGGACUUCAGCUCCCAGCAUGCACAGCUGCAGGACUACAUCUCCCAGAUGUCUGCGUGGCUGAAGAGCAUGGAGGAGUCUUUGGCUUCUGCUCCGGCCAGCUCCAACCCGGAGGACAUCUGCAGAGUGAAGGAUCUCCAGAAGGAGCUGCAGAAUCAGCAGGGCAGCAUCGACUCCACCAGGGAAAGCCUCAACAACCUGUGCAGGAAAUACCCGUCGGAGGAGCUGGCGGGUCUGGGCUCGUCUCUCACCGACCUGAUCAAGACGUACGAGUCGGUGAACCAGCUGUCGGCCCGGACGCUGAGCUCUCUGCAGAGCUGCCUCCAGCAGCAGUUCAAUGACCUCGUGCAGGACUUCCACGUCUGGCUCUCAGAACAAAGGGAGAUAGUGAAAGAGUGCUCCGACCGAUCGGGAGACGCUCAAAUCGUGGACCGCAAACUACAGAAACUGAAGGGGGCCAUGGAGCGCGUGGAGGAGGGCGAGCUCCGUCUCACCCAGGUCUGCGAGGAGGGAGAGAAGCUGCUCCUCCACCUCCCCAAGGCCAGCGCGGGGCAGGUCCAGCAGCACCUGUCCUCCAUCCAGCAGGACUGGGACGGCUUCGUGGAGCAGGUCCGGCAGAACCAGCAGAUCCUGGAGGACAGCGCCGUGCUGGUCAAGGGAUUCGAGGGCCGCCUCAAGAAGCUCCGGUGGUGGUUGGAGAACAUGGAGAAGAGACUGACGACGGAUCUCAUGGAAGCCAAACAGCACGGUCCGGAAAAGGCCGUGCUUGAGCAAGUGGAGGAAUACCAGCAGGAAGUGCUCAAAGAAGGGGAUUCAUUCGAGCGGCUCUGCCAGGAGGGCCAGGCGCUGAACGAGGGCGGGCGAGGCGACGGCAGCGAGACCCGGGUCUCGGCUCAGCUGCAGUCUCAACACCAGGCGCUGCUGAGACACGUGAAGGAGCGUCUGCGCAGCUGCCAGCUCACGCUGCAGGAGCAGCAGGCCUUCGAGGAGACGCUGCAGGCCACCUGGGCCUGGCUCAACGCCGUCCAGGAGCGCCUGGCCUCCCUCAACAGCACCGUCGGCAACAAGGAGACCCUGGAGAAAAGGCUCGGCCUCGUUCAGGAGAUCCUGCUGAUGAAGGGCGAGGGCGAGGUGAAGCUCAACAUGACGGUGGGGAAAGGAGAGCAGGUGCUGAAGCACAACAGGAUGGAGGGGCAGGAGGCCAUUUGUUCGCAGCUCCAGAGCCUGAAGGACGCCUGGGCCAACAUGCUGAUGACGGCCAUGAGCUGCCACAGCCGCCUGGAGUGGACGGUGUCCCAGUGGAGCAGCUUCCAGGAGAAUAAGAGCCAGCUGCAGCAGUGGAUGGAGUCGCUGGAGCAGGAGUUAGGGAUGACUCUGCCGCAGCAGCCGGGCCUCAAGGAAAAGUCUGCCUUGCUGGAGCGAGUGAGGGCCAUCCAGGCCGACGUGGAGGGCCACGCCGCCGCUCUGUCGCGUCUCACGGACAAAGCGGUGGAGAUGCACGAAAAGACCGGCGACCAGACGUUUGGACCCGAGUCGAGGGGGGAGCUCAACGCACACUUCACCGACAUCACAGCUGUUGUCAAGGGAAAAGUCCAGUCCAUGCAGAACAUCGUGUCGGAGCACGAGCAGUACCUGGAUGCCGUGAGAGACUUCAACGACUGGCUGGUUUCAGCCCGAGAGGAGCUGCAGCGCUGGUCCGACCUGUCGGGAGACUCCGUCAACAUCAAGCGGAAGCUCUCCAAAGUGCAGGAACUGCUAAACUCCAAACAGCGGGGCAGAGAGCGGCUGGGCCGAGUCCAGAGAUGCGGCGCGGUGGCCAGAGACUACACCGGCUCGGGGGGCUACGAGGCCCUGGAGCGGGAGGAGGCCGGCCUGCUGUCGGCGUACGAGCAGUGGGAGCGCGGCGCGCUGCAGACCCGCGCUAGCCUGGAGACCACGCUCUCGCAGAUCUGCAGCUCCGAGCAGGAGUUCGGCAGCCUGUCGGGCCAGCUGGAGCAGAACCUGCAGGACUUCAGCCGGCAGCUGCACGACUGGCGGCUGCGCCUGGGCCAGGCCGAGGCCCAAAACGAUGGAGAGGACGCUGUCAAGGGCUGGCAGCUGGCAAAGGACACUUUGGAGGAACUUGUCAAAGCCGAAGCAACGUCUGACAGUCUGAAAACCCAACUCAACGAUCUGUGUCGGUUCUCUAGAGACAUGGGCUCCCAGUCCGAGAGGGUGUCGGGCCUCAUGAAGGAUUACAACAGCCUGAGUCUCCAGGUUUCCAGGGAGUGCCAGAGCAAAGAGAAGCUGCUGGAGCAGGGAUUUCGCUCGGCCUUCAGAGAGUUCCAGCAGUGGCUGGUCAACGCCAAGAUCAACACCGCCAAGUGUUUCGACGAGCCACAAAACCUCAGCGAGGCCUCCUCCAGUCUGCAGAAGAUUCAGGAAUUUCUCGGUGACAAGGGGCAAGGGCAGUCCAAGCUGAACGCCGUGGUCGUGAGCGGCGAGCGCGUCUGCGGCACCGCCUCUAAAGAUAAAACCGACGCAACUCGGACGAAGACGAACACGGCUAAAGAAGACUGGAAAAACAUCAUGUCCAGUCUGCACAACCGAGAGACCAGUCUGCAAAACCUUCUUUCCCAGAUGAAGGAUUUCGAGGCGAGUGCGGAGCCGCUUCAGGAGUGCUUGAACGCCACGGAGCUGGCUGUGCAGGAGAGCAGCACCAGGCUUCACGAUCUCACCGCCAAGAAGCUGGAGCUUCACAAGCUGCAGUCUGUGCUUGAGGAUUUAGCCUCUCGCGAGGUUCAGCUGAACAGGCUGAAAGAGAAGGCCCAGCUGUUGUGGGACGAGCACUCGGCCGGCAAGGGUUUUGUGCACCGCGUUUCGCAGCUCUCUGCUCAGUACCUAGCUCUAACCAACCUGACCAAGGAGAAGGCGUCCCGGAUCGACCGGAUCGUGACCGAGCACCAGCUCUUCUCCCAAGGGCUGAAGGAGCUGCAGAACUGGGUGGCCGACACCAGCCACAUGCUGCAGUCGUACUGCGCCCCGACCGCUGACAAAAGUGUUCUCGAUAGCAGGAUGAUCAAGCUGGAGGCUUUGCUGACUGCUCGUCAGGAGAAGGAGAUCCAGCUGAAGAUGCUGAUCACCAGAGGAGAGUCGGUUCAGAGGAACACUUCGGCUGAGGGAGUGCCCGCCAUCCAGAAACAAAUACAGGAACUGAAAGACUCCUGGGAUGCCCUGCACUCGGCCUCGAUCCUGUGCAAAAGUCAGCUGGAAGGUUCUCUGUCCCAGUGGACCAGUUACCAGGAGGACGUUCGCCAGUUCGUGGCCUGGAUUGAGCGCAUAGAGGAGAGCCUGGAAUCCACUGACAAACAAUGUCCGGAGAUGAGAGACAAAACCGCGAAUCUCAGCAAAGCAAAGUUACUGUAUGAGGAAGUGCUCAGCCACAACACCCUGCUGGACACCAUCACCGCCAAGAGUGCAGGAAUCACCGAGAAUUACGUCACUCAGCUGGAGAUCCAGGAACUUCAGGAGCAUUACAACACGGUCAAAGACAAUGCUUUGAGGGCAGUUGGCCGAGCGGAGGAGUCGGUCAAAGCCCACCAGGAGUAUCAGCGAGGCCUUCGCGCGUUUGAGGAUUGGCUGGAACAGGAACAGGAGAAGCUUGGCUGCUACACCCAACUGGAGGGAGACGUUGAUAUGCUGGAGGAGACUCUGCAAAAGCUGCAGGAGCUGCAGCUGCACUGCACCGAGGGCCAGGCUCUGCUCAACACCUUACUGGUGAGUCGGGAGCUGGUGGUUCCGUCGGGGGUUCCCCAGAUGGAGGACCGAGGCCUGGAGACGCUCCAGCAGGAGUGGAGGCUGUACCAGGCCCGGCUGGCCGACACCCGCGCUCAGCUCAACAGCGCGCUGGCCAAACUCCGGCAGAUGGAGCAGAAGUUCCAGCGUCUGGACAGCUGGCUGAAGGUCAUGGAGACCAAGGCGCAGCUGCGGAGUCACCGGCGGUCGGACCGGGCCACUAAAGACGCGCAGCUACAGAUGAUUAAGAGCUGGCAGGAGGAGGUGCUGGUUUACCAGGAAGAGAUGGAGGGCCUCACUCUCUUGGCUCAGCAGGUUCUGGAUGAGACGCAUAUCAGCAGCCGGAUCAGUACCAGAGCCACCCGGAUCACAGCCCGCUACCACGCCCUGCUCCUGCAUUUACUGGAGACGAUCAAACAGCUCCAGGAGGAGGUGUCCUGCAUCGAGGAAGCACAGUCUGUCUUCACCACCUUCUCCGACUGGCUCAGCACCACUCAGAACAACUUCAGCACCGUGGCUGUUAGCGUUGAUAUAGUGGACCGCUUCGCCAUGGAACGGAAAAUGAAGAAGCUGGAGGCUCUUCAGGGCGACAUGGAGCAAGGCCACGUUUAUCUGAAGACCAUGAGGGAGAAGACGGAGCGAGCCAUGGCCUUCCUGGAGGAGCGAGAAGCCGAGCAGCUGAAGGAGGAGGUGGACGGCCAGCUCUCCCAGCUCGAGGGCUUGAUGGCAGCCCUGCGGACGGAGCUCAGCUCCCUGGAGAAAUGCAUCUCCCUCUCCAAAGACUUCAUGGAUAAAUACAAGGGCCAGGCCCAGUGGGUGAUGGAGACCAAGAACCUUUUAGCAUCAACCGUGGAGCCUAAAGCUGAACUUUAUCAGAAGAAAGCUCAGCUGGCAAAGUACAAGACCAUCCAACAAACGGUACAGUCUCACGAGUCAACAGUGAAAUCUGUGAUUGAGAAAGGAGGAGCGCUGCUGGAUGUGAUCAACGACCCCACAGUCAGUGAAAACAUGAAGAGGUUACAGGCCGACUACCAAGACCUCUGUCUGGCAGCAAAGACACAUGUCCAGAACCUGGUGGAGUGGGUGAAAGAGCACGAGGACUACAACGGGGAACUGCAGGAAGUUGAACGAUGGCUGCUACAGAUGUCCAGCCGGCUGGUGACCUCCGACUCCAUGCAGACCAGCAGUAUGGAGUCGGCUACUCAGCAGCUCGCCCGACACAAGGCCAUCAUGGAGGAAAUCUCCAGUUUUGAGGACCGUCUCACCAGCUUGAAUCAGAAGGGAGAAGGUCUCGUCGCCAGCUGUACGGACCAAGUUCAGGUUAAGAUCAGUCAGCAGGUCCAGGCUCACCAGCAGGGAACCAGAGACAGCUACUCUGCUAUUUCCAACACUGCCCAACGUGUGAGUUACCAAACACAUCAGAGCCUUUCCUGUUUGUCUGAAAGCUUCCCAGAGAUUAUUUUGGUUAAUAUUGGUGUUGUUGAACAGGUGUACCAGAGUCUGGACCGGGAGCUGCAGAAACACGUGAGCCACCAGGACACUCUGCAGCAGUGUCAGACCUGGCUCCUCACCGUCCAGGAGGAGCUGCAGCUCAACGACCAGGGGCCGUCCGGCCUGCAGGAGGCGCUCAAGCAGGUGAAGCACUACCGAGCCCUGCAGGAGCAGGCGAGUACGUACCUGGACCUGGUGUGUUCUGUCUGCGACCUGUCCGACGACGCCGUGAGAGUAGCGGCUGCCGAGGUCCAGCAGAUCAAACUCACGAUAGAAGAAAGGAUGUCCAGCGCGCAGCAGCUUUCGGAGGGAUGGAGAGAGAUCAAGGAGCAGAAACAAGACCUGACCAGUUUGUUCCAGGACAUGGAGCAGCAGCUUCUCAGUCUCUCCCGGCGACCGGCGGAGCUGGAGACCAAGAUCGCUCAAAACAUGCUCGUACAAGCCAAAGAAUGCUGCCAGCAGCUGCAGUCCAAGCAGAACAUCCUCACCAGGAUGACGGAGACGGUGAGCCGGCUGACCGGCGGCCAGGAGUCUCCCGAACACGCAGAUCUGGACCGGCUGAACCAGUCCUGGCUGGAUCUGUGUCAGCAGGCCGACAAGCUGCAGGGCCAGAGGGACGGGGACCUGCAGAGGGCCAGAGAAUACCACGACUGCAUCGCCGCCGUGGAGCUGCUGUUCGAGCAGGUGUCCAAGGUGUGGGACAACCUGGCCAGAACGGACGCUGAGAGUUCGUCCCAGCAUCUGGAGGCGCUGCGUAAACUAGCGGUGACGCUGGAGAAGCAGAAAGGUUCCCUGGACGAGCUGAAGGAGCAGAAGCAGAAGGUGAUCCAGCACCUGAACCUGGACGACAGGGAGCUGGUGAAGGAGCAGAUCAGCCACUUCGAGCAGCGCUGGUCUCAGAUGCAGAACCUGGUGGAGAGGAAGAUCCAGGACUCGGUGGUGACGCUGGAGGAGAUGGGCCAGGUGGAGGCCCGGCUGCGGGAGGCCCGGGACUGGGCGGAGGAGCAGCAGCCGGCCCUGUCGGAGGCCAUGAAGAUGAGCCCGCCGCCCGAGCUGGCGCAGAGCUUCCUGUUCGACCACCUGAGCAUCUGCAGCGAGCUGGAGGCCAAGCAGCUGCUGCUGGGCCAGGCCAUGGCCGACUCCGACCGAGUGCUGGCCCGGCUGGGCCUCAGCGAGCGCCAGCACCUGCAGCAGCUCAUCUCCCACACGCAGGCAGAGGUGGAGUCCCUGAGCGUCAAGGUGGUGCAGCGGCGGAAGCACCUGAGCAAGGCCUUCACGGAGAGGACGGCGUUCCUGAUGGCGGUGGGCCAGUCCAUCGGCUGGGUGCAGCAGAACGAGAAGAAGGCCCAGGCGGAGGAGUCCACCGCCCUGCUGCCCGACGACCUGGCCAAGCAGGUGCGCACCUGCCGGAACAUCCAGAGCAGCCUGAAGGCGUACCAGAGCGAGCUGACGUCGCUGUGGUCCCAGGGCCGCGACCUGAUGAGGGACGCCAGCGACGAGGAGCGGAACGAGAUCCUCACCAAGCUGCAGGAGCUGCAGAACAUCUUCGACCGGACGCUGCACCGCUGCGGCCAGAAGCUCCAGGAGCUGGAGAAGGUGCUGGUCUCCAGGAAGUACUUCAAGAUGGACCUAGAGAAGAUAUGCCAGUGGUUGAAGCAAGCCGACAUCGUCACCUUCCCCGAGAUAAAUCUGAUGGUGGGCGACGGCGAGCUGGAGGCGCAGCUGCUGAAGUACCAGCAGAUAAUCGAGCAGGCCAUCGACUACGAGAACCUCCUGCUGGUGGUGCAGAGAAACGGCCAGGAAAUCCUGCCCACGCUGAACGAGGUGGACCACUGCUUCCUGGACGAGAAGCUCAACUCGCUGCCGCAGCAGUACAACGGCAUCCUGGCGCUGGCCAAGGAGAAGCGGGAGAAGAUCCAGCAGGCCAUCCUGGCCAGGAACGAGUACACCUCCUUCAUCGACGUCACGCACAAGGCGCUGACGGAGCUGGAGGAGCAGUUCAACGGCCUGGAGGCGCAGCCCGCCGGCCUGCAGACGGAGGAGGUGCUCAGCCUGCAGGGCGACUACAAGGCCAUCCAGGCCGACCUGAGCCACCUGGGGCUGGCGGUGAGCGAGCUCAACCAGAAGAAGGAAGGGUUCCGCAGCACGGGGCAGCCGUGGCGGCCCGAGGAGAUGACCCAGCUCGCCAGCCUGUACAACGGGCUGAAGCGGCUGGUGGAGCAGAAGGUGGAGCACCUGGACGAGACCCUGGAGUCCUUCGAGGACCACAAGGCCAUGGCCAUGCAGAUGGACUCGGAGCUGAAGGCCACCAAGGAGCAGCUGGUGAAGGUGAACGCCGAGACCCAGUCGGCCGAGGAGCGGCUGAAGAACUACCACGCCCUGGCCGGGAGUCUGCAGAGCGCCAACUCACACCUGUCCAGGCUGAUGGAGCAGAUGGACACGCUGGCGCCCCGCGUGGACCGGGCGGCCCACGACGCCUCCAAGGAGCAGGUGGUGCUGUGGCAGGAGGAGCUGCGCUCGCUGCAGUCGGCGGUGGGCGACCUGAUUGAGGAGUGCGAGAACCGCUUCAUCCAGAGCAAGGACUUCGAGACGGAGAUGGAGAAGACGCUGGGCUGGCUGCAGCAGGUCCGGGACGAGCUGGACUGCGCCGUGAUCGUGGACGUCCGGGUGGAGAAGGUGCAGGAGGAGAUCCGGAAGCAGCAGAUCAUGCAGGAGGAGGUGCAGUCCAGGCUGAGGAUCGUGGCGGCGCUCAGCAGCAUGGAGAAGCAGGAGUUCCUCAGCGCCAACGAGCUGGUGCCGGUUCACCUGGACACCCGGCUGGAGGAGAUGGCCAAGCUGCAGGCCGACGUCCAGAAGGCUCUGACCGGCAAACAGAUAACUCUAGAGGAAGCGCUGGUGCUGUGCCAGAAGUACCACUUCAGGAUGCAGUCGGCGUGCGAGUGGCUGGAGGACGCCGUGUCGUUCCUGCAGCAGGCCGGCCUGGGCGUGGACGUGGAGAACUACGAGGAGUGUCUGCGGCAGCAGGCCGGCAUCAUGGCCACGGAGCAGGAGUUCCUCCUGCACCUGGAGGAGCUGCAGGCGCUGCUGCCGUCGCUGGAGACGCUGGUCAACCCCACGGCCCGCGAGCAGCUGCGGCUGAGCGUGGAGUCGGCCAAACACCGCGGCGUGGAGGUGCGGGACCAGCUGCAGUGUCACCAGGACGUCCUGCACAGCUGCGUGGCUCAGUGGAAGCAGUUCCAGGAGGCCAGGCAGACCGUCAUCGAGCUGAUGAACGAGGCUGAGAAGAAGCUCACCGAGUUCUCCACGGCGAAGGCGGGAACGGGCCAGGAGGCCGAGGAGAAGCUACGCGGUCAACGGUCGCUGGUGUCGCUGGUGAGCGGCUUCCAGGAGAAGCUGAGCGGCCUGGAGGAGCAGGCGGCGCAGCUGGAGCUGGUGGGCAGCGACGCCAGCAAGGCCACCAUCAGCCGCUCCAUGACCACGGUGUGGCAGCGCUGGACGCGGCUGCGCAGCGUGGCGCGAGGACAGGAGCGCGUCCUGGAGGACACGGCGCAGGAGUGGAGGACUUUCAGGGAGAAGAUGGUGAAGGUCCGAGCCGUCUCUGAUGAGCUCCAGAGUCGUUUCCCCGACAGCGCCAUAGAAAAGGCGUCCAAAGCCACGUUGCAGUCCCUGCUGGACCAGCACGAGGUGCUGAGCCAGGACCUGGAGCGGGAACUGUCCUCCCUGGCGCUGCUGCGCCAGUACGCCCUCAGCCUGCUGCACGACGUGGAGGUGCCGUCGCCCACCAACGACCAGGAGGAGCUGCCCAGCCUGAAGGAGAUCCGGGCCGUCCAGGACCAGAUGGAAAGCCUCCUGACGCAGUCCCGGACCAAGCGGGCUCAGACGGCCCAGGAGCUGAGGGAGCGGGAGGACGUGGAGAAGGAGCUCAGCGUGGUGAAGGCCUGGAUCCAGGAGACCCGGGAGCUGCUGCUCAACCCCACGCCGGACAUCGACUCCCUGCUGCAGGAGCUGGAGAUCCUGCACGGGGAUGUGAUCACGUACCGCCAGAACGUGGACAAACUGGCGGAGCAGCAGCAGAGCAAGUACCUGGACCUGUACACCAUCCUCCCCUCGGAGAUCUCCAUGCAGCUGGCCGAGGUCUCUCUGGCGCUGGGCGCCAUCGAGGAUCAGGUUCUCUCCAAGGAGAGGGAAAAUCAGAAAACCAGAGAAAUAAAGGAGGACUUCAGCUCCAGGAUCCACGACAUGUCGGAGAAGCUGAAGGCGAUCUCCAAUAAAUUCAGGGAGAAAUCUCCUGAUGUGGAUCAUGCCAAAGAAGAGGUGAAGAGUCUGCUGGACGACCUGGACUCCUGCGGCCGCAGCCUCUCGGAGCUGGACGUCGGCGUGCAGGAGUUCGGUCGCAGGAACCCGCUGCUGGCCAAGCAGCUCAGCGACGCCAUCAGCAAGCUGUCGGAGAUGCAUCACCACACGUCGCGGCUGGCGGACUGCAGGAACAACUGGCUCAAGAAGGCCGUCUGCUACUUAGACGAGUAUAAUGAGAUGCUGGACUUCAUUGUGAGGUGGUCUGAGAAAGCCAAGAGCCUGGUGAGGGCAAACAUCAUCUGGAACUCCACCGUCCACCUCCAGGAGCAGAUACGGAUGUACCAGGCCGUGCUCCGGGAGUCUCGGGAGCUGCACGGAGACCUGGAAUCGAUGGCGGAGAAGGUGGACCUUCUGUCCGAGGUGCUGCAGGUGGAGACCAUGAGCCAGCAGGUCUGUGAACUCAGUCGGCACACGGACGAGCUUCAGCAGAGCAUCAAGACUCAGCUGCAGAGCCUGCAGGACGCCGACAAGAGCAUGGAGGCGUUGGAGUAUGAAGUCAAGGCUCUACACGUGGCGCUGGAGCAGGUCCAGGCCAUGCUGACGUCCCCAGAACUGGCCCGGCAGAGCCUGAAAGAGCAGCUGGCCCAGAGACAGCGUCUUCUGGCCGACAUGGAGAGCUUCAAGCAGCAGGUGCAGGCCGUGCAGAUGUGCCAGAGCGCUCUGCAGGUUCCAGAGGAGGUGAUGCCCAACCUGGCCAUCUGCCGCACGGCUCUCCGUCUGCAGCAGGAGGCGAGCCAGCUGCAGCACGUGGCCAUACAGCAGUGCAACAUCCUACAGGAGGCAGUGGUUCAGUACGAGCAAUACGAACAGGAAGUGAGGGAUCUUCAGAGGCUGAUUGAGGAAGCACAUCGGGUCAUUCAGGACCGACCGAUUCCGACCAAUAACAUCCAGGAGCUGCAGGCUCAGAUCCUCCACCAUGAGGAGCUCGCCCAGAAGAUAAAAGGUUACCAGGAGCAAAUCGCUUCGCUGAAUUCAAAGUGCAAGAUGCUGGCGGUGAAGGCGAAGCACGCCACCAUGCUGCUGACGGUGAGCGACGCUGAGGGGCUUCCUGAGGGGCUGCAGGACAUCGACGCCGACGCAUCCAAGAAGUCUUCAGAGAAGCCUGUCAUAAUGACGGCUGGCCGCUGUCACACUCUGCUGUCGCCUGUAACCGAGGAGUCGGGCGAGGACGGCACCAACAGUGAGCUUUCCUCUCCUCCUGUGUGCCGCUCUCCUUCUCCUGUCACUCACAGCGAAGCCGCUGUCUCCAAGACGGGGCGUGGAAGGCUCACUCGAGCUCCGAUCCAAGAGUUAUACGAUCCCACAUUCGAGUCUGUGGCCCACCUAGAUGAUCUGCAGCGCUCGUGGGAGACUUUAAAGAAUGUGAUCAGUGAGAAGCAAAGAUCUCUGUACGAAGCUCUGGAGAAACAGCAGCAUUACCAGGGUUCCCUCCAGUCCAUCUCGUCUAAGAUGGAGACGCUGGAGGCAAAACUCAGCGAGCCUGUCGCCGCGGACCGGAGUCCAGACAGCCACAUGAAGCUGCAUGAGGGCCUGCUGGAGGAGAUCCAGAGCGUGCAGGGGGAGAUCAACAGGCUGCAGACGAGCUUCACGGAGGACAUGGCUGCCAACGCCGUGGACUCGGAGAUGGCCGACAGGCUGGCGAUGCAGUCGUCCCUGGCCGUGCUGGCGGAGAGGAUGGCAACGAUCCACAUGAAGGCUUCAGGAAAGCAGCAGCUGCUAGAGGAGCACGCCAGCGACCGCCUGGAGGGUCAGCGCCACGAACAGGCCAUACAGAUCUAUCGUUUCCAGGCGGAUGAAUUAGACCAGUGGCUGGCCAGAGCCCGCGAUGCGGUAACCGUCAUCCUGGAACCUGAACCUGCAGAGGAGACGGAGGAUGAAGAUCAGCUGGAUGAGUGUCAGAGCAUGCUGCUGGAGAUCGAGGAGAAGGUGCUGGCGCUGUCGGAGCUGACGCUGCGCAGCGAGAGCCUGCUGCUGGAGGGCCGGGCCGGCACCAGGGAGGAGGCCGAGCAGCUGGCCCAGAGGCUUCGCACCCUGAAGGGCGGCCUGAUCGAGCUGCAGCGGAUGCUGCAGGACAAGCAGAGCGGCAUCCAGGGCUCGCUGCAGGAACCGGACGACAGCGAAUCGGACUCCAGUCUCUCCCAGAGUCCCAGCGUGCAGGACUGGCUGGCCCAGGCCCGGACCACGCGCUCCCAGCAGCACCAGGACAGUCUCCAGCGGCAGAGGGAGCUGGAGGAGCAGCUGGCCGAGCAGAAGAAGCUGCUGCAGUCCGUCGCCAGCAGGGGAGAGGAGAUCCUCAUCCAGCAGGCGUCUCCCAGCAGCGGCAGCACCACGGAGCCCUUCUCUCCGGAGGCUCUGGCCGAGGCCGGACGGGAGCAGAUGAGGCACCGAUGGGAGAGUCUCCGGCGGGAGCUGAAAACCAAACUGCAGCUGCUGCAGAAAACCCUGGAGCAGGACCAGAAACAGCCGGUUUUCUCCAGAGUUUCUCGCGUGACCUCCGCCGGGUCGCCGUUCAAAGGAGAGACCCGGGCGGAUAAAUCCUCCCUGAAGACCCUGUACAACAGCUUCAGACAGACCGUGGAGGAUAUGACCAUUCAGCCCCGUGAUGGAGGCGAGACGGCGGUGGCAGAGAUGGAGCAGCAGCUGUACACAGCCGUGUCCUCCACCUCCUCCUGGCUGGACGGAGUGGAGAACAAUGUGUUCUCCGGGCCGGUGCUGCUGGCGGAAAACGCCGAGACCCAGCUCCAGAAUCAGGAGGUCCUGGAGAGCGACGUGAGACACGUGACGGAGGAGGUGAAGUUCUGCCAGGCGCUGCUGUCCGGGUCGGCGGGCCUGGACCAACGGGACCGGCUGCUGCUGGAGGAAAACCUGCACUGCCUGACGGAGCGGCUGGGAGCUCUGGGCGGCGCUCUGGGCCAACGCUGCGACCACAUGAGGACCAGAGCGCAGGAGCUCACCGCCUACCAGACGGAGCUGCAGCUCCUCCAGACGGCUCUGAUCGAGACCAAGUGUCACAUCCUGCAGGCGCUGGCCGGAGCGAUGGACCGACCCGCCUCCAGGCAGCUGGAGGUCAUCGUCGGCGCCGAGGACGGCCUGAAGGACUUCGAGCAGAGAAUCUCGGACCUGAAGAGCAGGGGGGCGGCGCUGCAGGUGGACCAGGUCUCCACGGACAAGCUGCUGAAGCUGCAGGAUUCGUACGAGUCCCUGGUGAUGACGGUGGGGUCCAGGCGCAGCGGGCUGAACCAGAACAUGGCCCUGAAGGAGCAGUACGAGCGGGCGCUGCAGGACCUCACCGACCUGGUCGACACGGCCAAGGACAAGAUCGCCGCCGACCAGAGGAUCGUGGCCAGCGCCGUGGAGGAGGUCCAGAACCACCUGGACAAGCACAAGGAGUUUUUCCAGGGUCUGGAGUCUCAUAUGAUCCUGACGGAAACAUACUUCAAGAAGAUCAGCAGCCUGGUGCUUCCCAGAGAGAGUCAGGUCCUGGAGGAGACGCUUUCGGAGGCUCAGCGCGUCCUGAAGGAGGCGCACAGCCGCGGGGUGGAGCUGGAGUGCAUCCUGGAGACUUGGUGCCGCCUGGUGCAGGACUACCAGAGUCUGAACCGGCAGCUGGAGGCCGUCGAGGGAUCCGUCCCUUCAGUCGCCCUCGUGGAAGAAUCUGAGGACAGACUGAAGGACAGGAUCUCCUUGUAUCAGGGUCUGAAGGGCCGACUGGCCGAGCACCAGCACAAGCUGCACCAGGUGCUGGAGGAGGGAAAGCAGCUGCUGCUGGCGGUGAGCUGUCCCGCUCUGGAGAACCAGCUGGCCCUCCUGGGGGAACACUGGCUCAACAACACGGCCAAGAUCAACAAGGAGCUGCAGCGGCUGGAGGCGAUUCUGAAGCACUGGACCAGGUAUCAGAGGGAAUACGCUGAGAUCAGCGAGUGGCUGCAGUCGGCUCUGGAGCGGCUGGAGUUCUGGAACACGCAGGCGGUUCUGGUCCCGCAGGAGCUGGAGACCGUCAGAGACCACCUCUCCGCCUUCCUGGAGUUUUCCAAAGAGGUGGAGGGCAAGACGUCCCUGAAGACGUCGGCGGUGUCCGAGGGCAACCAGCUGCUGCGUCUGAAGCGCGUGGACACGGUGGUGCUGCGCUCGGACCUGGCGCGCAUCGACUCCCAGUGGACCGAGCUGCUCACGCGCAUCCCGGCGGUGCAGGAGAAGCUGCACCAGAUCCAGAUGGAGAAGCUGGCCUCUCGUCAUGCCAUAUCUGAGCUGUUCAACUGGAUAGCGCUGAUGGAAAACGUGACUGAGGAGGACGAGGAAAACCUCAAGAGCGCCGUGGGGUCCAACGUGAUUCAGGACUACCUGCAGAAAUACAAGGGGUUCAGGGUGGAUCUGAGCUGCAAGCAGCUGACGGUGGACUUUGUGAACCAGUCGGUCCUCCAGAUCGGCGGCCAGGACGCCGAGAGCAAGCGCAGCGACAAAACGGACUUCGCCGAGCGCCUGGGAGCCAUGAACCGGCGCUGGCAGAUCCUGCAGGGCCGCAUCAACGAGAGGAUCCAGUUCCUUGAGAGCCUGCUGGACAUGUGGCUGGAGUACGAGAGCAGCGUUCAGGCCCUGAAGUCCUGGAUGACAGCGCAGGAGGAACGGCUGAAGCGGAAACACCGGAUAGAGGACCUGACCUCCGUGCAGAACGCGCUCAAGGACUGCCAGGAGAUGGAGGAGUUGGUGAAGGAGAAAGAGAAAGAGCUGGAGCGGGUGGAGGAGCAGGGCUGCGCCCUCGUGCAGAACAAGACCGACGAGGCCUGCGCUAUCGUCAUGGAGACGCUCCAGGUCGUCAAUCACACCUGGGCCAACCUGGACCACCUGAUCGGCCAGCUGAAGAUCAGCCUGACGUCGGUGCUGGACCAGUGGAGUCUGUACAAGCGAGCGUCGGAGGAGAUCAACGGUUAUCUGAUGGAAGGGCGGUACUCGGUGUCCCGGUUCCGCCUCCUGACGGGCUCCCUGGAGGCCGCUCAGCUGCAAGUGCAGAACCUGCAGGAUCUGCAGGAGGAGCUGGAGAAGCAGGAGAGCAGCGUGAGGCGGUUUGGGGCAAUAACCCACCAGCUGCUGAAGGAGUGUCAUCCCUCCGUGUCGGAUUCUCUCAACAACGCCCUCAAGGAUGUGAACGCCAGGUGGAGCGGCCUGCUGGAGGAGAUCACAGAGCGUCUGCGGAGCAGCAAAGCUCUGCUGCAGCUGUGGCAGCGCUACAAGGAGCUGCACGAGCAGAGCUGCAGCAGCAUCGUGCUGCAGGAGGAGAGGGCCGACCAGCUGCUCAAGAGCACCUGCAGCAAGGACAUGGCAGACGAGGAGGUGUCCCGCUGGAUCCACGAGUGCAGCGAGCUGCUGCGGUCUCAGGCUCCGGUGCAGGCCUCGCUUCAGAUCCUGCAGGAACUGGGAGAGCAGCUGAAGCAGCAGGUGGACACAUCUGCAGCAUCUGCCAUCCAGUCAGACCACCUCUCCCUCAGCCAGCGGCUGACGGCCGUGGAGCAGGCGCUGAACCGGCAGCUCACCACCCUGCAGACCGGAGUUCAGGACUACGAAACCUUUAACGAACAGCUGGAGUCGUUGGGCAGCUGGAUAGUGGAGGCAGAGGAGGCUCUGAGGGUGCAGGACCCCAACGGCUGCACCGACCUCACCGUCAUCCAGGACCGCAUGGACGGACUCAAGAAGCUGAUGCUGAAGUUCAGCAGCAUGGCUCCUGAACUGGAGCGCCUGAACGAGCUCGGCUACCGGCUGCCCCUCAACGACUCGGAGAUCAAACGCAUGCAGAACCUGAACCGAGGCUGGUCCACGGCAUCGGCCCAGACCACCGAGAGAUUCAGCAAGCUGCAGUCGUUCCUGCUGCAGCAGCAGACCUUCCUGGAGAAGUGCGAGACGUGGAUGGAGUUCCUGGUCCAGACGGAGGAGAAUCUGGCCGUGGAGAUUUCCGGAAACUACCAGAGUUUGAUGGAGCAGCAAAAAGGCCACGAGCUGUUUCAGGCGGAGAUGUUCAGCCGGCAGCAGAUCCUCCACUCCAUCAUCAGCGACGGGCAGAGGAUGUUGGAGCAGGGCCAGGUGGACGACAGAGAUGAGUUCAACAUGAAGCUGACACUGCUGAGCAACCAGUGGCAGGGCGUGGUGCGGCGCGCUCAGCAGAGGCGCGGCAUCAUCGACGGCCUCAUCCGCCAGUGGCAGCGCUACAGAGAGAUGGUGGAGAAGCUGCGCAAAUCGCUGACGGACGUUUCCCAUCCAGCAAAGGUGCUGCAGGCGGGAGACCCGGUCCCUCUGCAGCAAGCUCGCUCCAUGCUGGACGCCGUGCAGCUGAAGGAGAAGGUGCUGCAGCGUCAGCAGGGCAGCUACAUCCUGACGGUGGAGGCGGGUCGGCAGCUGCUGCUGUCGGCGGACGGCCGGGCCGAGGCGGCGCUGCAGGCGGAGCUGACCGACAUCCAGGAGCGCUGGAAACACGCCAGCAGCUCGCUGGACGAGCAGAAGAGCGAGCUGGCCACGCUGCUGAAGGACUGGGAGAGGUGUGAGAGAGGAAUCGGCGGAUCUCUGGAGAAACUUCGAGCCUUCAAACGACAGCUCUCUCAAACGCUUCCUGAUCACCAUGAGGAUCUGCAAACUGAGCAGAUGCGCUGCCAGGAUCUGGAGAACACGUUUGAGGGCUGGACCGGAGAUUUGGCCCAUCUGGCGGUUCUGAGGGAGUCGCUCUCCUGCUACAUCAGCGCCGACGACCUUUCUGUCCUGCAGGAGCGCGUGGAGCUUCUGCACCGACAGUGGGACGAGAUCUGCCACCAGCUGUCGCUGCGCCGGCAGCAGGUGAGCGAGAAGCUGAACGAGUGGACCGUCUUCAGCGAGAAGUACAAGGAGCUCUGCGAGUGGCUCACCAACAUGGAGAGCAAGGUGUCCCAGAACGGAGACAUCAGCAUCGAGGAGAUGAUCGAGAAGCUUCGCAAGGACUACCAGGAGGAGAUCACGGUUGCAGAGGAGAACAAGCAGCAGCUGCACCAGCUGGGCGAGCGUCUGGCCGUCGCCAGUCACCACGGCAAGGCCGCCGAAAUCGAGCUGAAACUCAACAAGGUCAACGACCGCUGGCAGCACCUCCUGGACCUCGUCGGAGCGCGGGUGAAGAAGCUGCGGGAAACGCUGGUGGCCGUGCAGCAGCUGGACAAGAACAUGAGCAGCCUCCGCUCCUGGCUGGCCCACAUCGAGGCGGAGCUGUCCAAGCCCAUCGCCUACGACUCCUGCGACUUCCAGGAGAUCCAGAGGAAGCUGGACCUGCAGCAGGAGCUCCAGCGCGACAUCGAGAAGCACAGCACGGGCGUGGCGUCGGUGCUGAACCUGUGCGAGGUGCUGCUGCACGACUGCGACGCUUGCGCCACCGACGCCGAGUGCGACUCCAUCCAGCAGGCGACGCGCAGCCUGGACCGCCGCUGGAGGAGCAUCUGCGCCCUGUCCAUGGAGCGGAGGCUGAAGAUUGAGGAGACGUGGCGUCUGUGGCAGAAGUUUCUGGACGACUUUGCUCGCUUUGAGGAGUGGCUGGCCGCCUCCGAGAAGACGGCUGCUCUGGCCAACUCGUCCGGCGUGCUCUACACCGUCGCCAAGGAGGAACUGAAGAAGUUUGAGACCUUCCAGAGGCAAGUCCACGAGAGCCUUACCCAGCUGGAGAUCAUCAACAAGCAGUACCGGCGCCUGGCCCGGGAGAACCGCACCGACUCCUCGUGCCGCCUGAGGGAGAUGUCCAACGACGCCAACCAGAGAUGGGACGACCUGCAGAAGAGGGUGGCGUCCGUCCUGCGGAGGCUCAAGCACUUCAUCUGCCAGAGGGAGGAGUUUGAAACGGCCCGCGACGGGAUCCUGGUGUGGCUGACGGAGAUGGACCUGCAGCUCACCAACAUCGAGCAUUUCUCCGAGUGCGACAUCCAGGCCAAAGUCAAGCAGCUCCGGUCGUUCCAGCAGGAGAUUUCCCUGACGACGGCCCGGAUCGAGCACAUCUUCCACCAGGGCGAGGCCCUGAUCGAGAAGAGCGAGCCGCUGGACGCCGCCGUCAUCGAGGAGGAGCUGGAGGAGCUGCAGCGCUACUGCCAGGAAGUGUUCGGCCGCGUCGAGCGCUACUACAAGAAACUGAUGCGUCUCCCGCUGGCCGACGACGACACGGAGGUGUCGCUGUCGGACCGCGAGCUGGAGCUGGACGAGCCGGGGGAUCUGUCCGGCCUGCCGUGGAACGAGCGCCUGGGCGACGGCUUCCUGUCGCCGCUGCCGUCCUCCGGCCGCUCGGCCUCGCUGGCGGCCCAGCUGAGGACGGAGCGCUCGGGCCGGGACACGCCCGCCAGCGUGGACUCCAUCCCCCUGGAGUGGGACCACGACUACGACCUGAGCCGGGGGCUGGAGAGCGCCAGCCGGGCCCUGAGGGAGCAGACGGGCGAGGACGGGGACCUGCUGCAGCGGCCCGCGUCGGGACUGUCAGGAGACGCCGCCUCGGCAGAGUCCGGCCGCUUCCACCUGCAGACGGACGGCGGGCGUAGCCGCACGCCCACCGGCGCCGAGCUGGACAGCUCGUAUAUGGGCUACAUGCGGCUGCUGGGGGAGUGUCGCGGCAGCAUCGACGCGGUGAAGAGGAUGGGCUCGGAGCUGAAGGAGGAGGAGGACACGGGGCUGGCCGACCCCAGCAGCUCCGAGUCCCAGACGUCAGGCGUGAUCGAGCGCUGGGAGCUGCUCCAGGCUCAGGACCUCAGCAAAGAGAUGCGCAGCAAGCAGAACCAGCAGCAGUGGGACCAGCUGAACUCGGACCUGAACAACAUCUGCACGUGGCUGGAGGAGACGGAGGACGAGCUGGAGCAGCAGCGGAAGCUGGACGUCUGCACGGACAUCCAGGCCAUCCAGCUCCGCAUCAAGAAGCUCAAGGAGCUGCAGAAGGCGUACGACAAGCGCAAGCCCAUCGUGCUCUCCAUCAACCUGUGCAGCGCCGAGUUCCUGCAGUCGGACUCGGACGAGUCCCGGGGGCUACAAGCCCGACUCAAAGACAUGAACAACCGCUGGGACAAACAGGGCGGCCUGCUGGACGAGUGGAGGUCUUCGCUACAGGAGGCUCUCAUGCAGUGUCAGGACUUCCACGAGACGAGCCACGGCCUGCUGCUCUGGCUGGAAAACAUCGACCGCCGGAGGAACGAAGUGGUGCCCAUCGACCCGAUCCAGGACAGCGACACGCUGCACGAGCAUCACAAGAUCCUCACGAAAAUCCGCCAGGAGCUGCUGGACUCCCAGCAGAAGGUGGCCUCGCUGCAGGACAUGUCCCUCCAGUUGCUGGUCAACUCUCAGGGCAGCGACUGCCUGGAGGCCAAGGAGAAGGUCCACGUGAUCGGGAACCGCCUCAAACUGCUGCUGAAGGAGGUGACGCGAGACCUCCGGGAGCUGGCUAAGAUUCUGGACAUCACCAGCAGCCAGCAGGAUCUGUCUUCCUGGUCAUCUGCCGACGACCUGGACACGUCUGGUUCCCUCAGUCCUGUAUCAGGAAGGAGCACGCCGAGCCGGCAGCGAUCGCAACGGGGCAAAUGUAGUCGGUCACAGCCCGGGCCGCCUGCGAGCAGUCCACCCCACAGGUCUCGCAGCGACGCUGGAUCCGCUUCCUGCCCUUCUGACCCGGGGGCUCCGUCGGCUCGUAGGUUCGCGCGGCGCGUCCUCUGGGUGGCGCUGCCCCUCUGGCUCCUGCUGCUCCUGUUGGUGGUCUUCGCCUUCCUGCUGCCACUGUCAGAAGAGGACUACUGCACUCAGUCCAACAACUUUGCCCAUUCCCUUUACCCGAUGCUCAGCUACACUAACGGGCCGCCUCCCGUGUAGGCGCGCCCAACAAUUGCACAAGUAUUGGGAUGGGAGUCCAUGUUGGGAGCAGGAACGAACCUCCAUCCAUCGAUCCUGCAGAAAGACAGCUGCCUUCUACGGUUACUCUCUUCGUGUGUAGCACAUAGGACCAAGCAUCCCACUAUGUUACUCUAUAUAAUACUGUUUCAAUCAUGAAGGACUUCGGGUGCAGCGGUUGAGAAGAACCGGCAGGUGUUGUUCCCGGUCGACACCUGCCGGGCGGACGAACCGUUCCGGGUGCGGAAGACUCGUAGUCGUCCGGAGGAAAAGCACCAAAGUUAAACGCUGAAGUUGAACCUGAGAAUCUGCUUCUACGACAAACAAACACAAAAAAAAUCCAUUUAAUAUAACUUACAUGGCAAUUUAUUUUUUUACUUGUAUUUUGGCAUGUGGUUUUAAUCCCUUCUUUUAUUUACUUAUAUCCACAUUUGUGUCCGUGGCAAACAUUUUUAACUUGAAUUCCUUUUUGAUUUCACUUAACUCUUUUUGAAGCCAAGUGUUUUAGAAAAAGAUGCAAGAGUUGAACCUUUUAACAUCAGCCAUCUUUGGUCUUUAUACAUACUGCUGUUUUUAUUUUUUAAAAGAGUAUCUCAUGUCUUUAAGGUUAUCUUUUGAAAUUCUGACAUAUAGAGCUAUUGUAUAUUUUGUAUGACCGUCAGUUGAGUAUAAGAUGUAUAACAGUCUGGGAUUAUUUAACAUGUGUAAAUAAUGAACAAAACUAAUAUGAGAUGUGUAUGUAUGUAUAUGCAACCAUCAAAAACAAUGAAUGCCAAAUCCUCA